Brassica napus (rape) is the source of this 819-nucleotide messenger RNA. RefSeq lists its product as uncharacterized. NCBI's taxonomy places the organism in Eukaryota, Viridiplantae, Streptophyta, Magnoliopsida, Brassicales, Brassicaceae. The transcript has a single exon. The record is from RefSeq and is a predicted model, not a curated record. Bases 1 to 819 code for a protein of 272 amino acids.
AUGGCGACGAGCUCCGCUCCCGAUAUCGACAUGGUCAUCGAGGAAACGAGAAGGACCCCAUUCACAAACAUAAUCACCAGCGUAAGACUGCAUCACGUUGGGAAACUAAAAUUCCCCGAAUACGCCGGGAACACAAACCCGAAGGCCCAUGUGCAAGCUUUCCGUCUAGCGAUAUCAAGAGCACACCUCACCGACGACGAAAAAGAAGCUGGAUACUGCCGUUUCUUUGCCGAGAACCUCACUGGAGUCACACUAGAGUGGUUCGCUAGACUAGAAGAAAAUUCUAUCGACAACUUUACCCAGUUGGUAUCUACGUUCCUCAAACAAUACUCAGUCUUCAUAGAGACAAGAGUUACCAAAGAAGAUCUCUGGAAUCUCAAACAAGCGCCUUUCAAGCCAUUAAGAGCAUACAUAAACAAAUUCCGAGAAAUCAAAGCUAAGAUCUCACAUCCGAACGAAGUCGUUGCCCUCGCAGCUUUAAAGAAUGGUGUCUGGUUCUCAUCCAAAUUCAGGGAAGAAUUGGCGGUACGAGCACCUAUCUCGUCGGACGACACCCUACACCGAGUCUCUUAUAUCGCCACUCACGAAGAGGAAGUCGCAGCCCUGAAAGAACAAUAUAGCGCGAACAAGAACAACGCAACCAAAAAACCUGCUACUCCUAAAGAACGAACCACCAAAGGGCAACAUUCCUACGCAAUAAAUAAUUCGCCGCAAAAGUCUUCAACAUACAACCUUAGCAAAUACUGUGCUUUCCAUGAUCGCAAGGGCCACUCGACCGAAGAAUGUCGAGCCGCACUUCGCAAUCAAAACGAAAAAUAA